Molecule: messenger RNA, 1388 nt
Organism: Lagenorhynchus albirostris (white-beaked dolphin)
Lineage: Eukaryota; Metazoa; Chordata; Mammalia; Artiodactyla; Delphinidae
Gene: UBE2Q2
Product: ubiquitin conjugating enzyme E2 Q2
Exons: 13
Coding region: 123-1256 (377 amino acids)
Molecular function (GO): protein binding
Source: RefSeq, a predicted model, not a curated record
GCGGGGAGAGGCGGAGCCGCGAGAGCGCGGCCCGGGCCGGCCCCGCGGGGCGGUCGCGGCCGUGACGGCGGCUCCGGGCCCGGCUCCCCUUCCGCACCCCUCCCGCCGGAGAUGAGGGGAAGAUGUCCGUGUCAGGGCUCAAGGCCGAGCUGAAGUUCCUGGCGUCCAUCUUCGACAAGAACCACGAGAGAUUCCGCAUCGUCAGUUGGAAGCUGGACGAGCUGCAUUGCCAGUUCCUGGUGCCGCCACCGGCGCCGCCAGGCAGCCCUCACUCCCCGCCGCCGCCGCUCACACUCCACUGCAAUAUCACGGAAUCUUAUCCAUCUUCUUCACCAAUAUGGUUUGUGGACUCUGAUGACCCAAAUCUGACAUCAGUUCUGGAACGUCUAGAAGACACUAAGAACAACAAUUCGCUUCGUCAGCAGUUGAAGUGGUUGAUAUGUGAACUCUGCAGAUUAUAUAACCUUCCUAAGCACCUGGAUGUUGAGAUGCUAGAUCAACCACUACCCACGGGUCAGAAUGGGACAGCAGAAGAAGUGACUUCAGAAGAGGAGGAAGAGGAAGAGAUGGCUGAAGAUAUAGAAGACUUAGAUCAUUAUGAAAUGAAGGAAGAAGAGCCUAUUAGUGGGAAAAAGUCAGAGGAUGAAGGAAUUGAAAAAGAAAAUUUGGCAAUAUUAGAGAAAAUUAGGAAGACUCAAAGGCAAGACCAUCUAAAUGGUGCAGUGUCUGGGUCUGUACAAGCUUCAGAUAGACUUAUGAAAGAGCUCAGGGACAUAUACAGAUCACAGAGUUAUAAAACAGGGAUUUAUUCAGUGGAACUCAUAAAUGACAGUUUAUAUGACUGGCAUGUUAAACUGCAGAAGGUUGAUCCUGAUAGUCCUUUGCACAGUGAUCUUCAGAUCUUAAAAGAAAAAGAAGGCAUAGAAUAUAUUUUGCUUAACUUCUCUUUUAAGGAUAACUUUCCAUUUGAUCCUCCAUUUGUUCGAGUGGUGUUACCUGUUCUCUCAGGAGGGUAUGUGUUGGGUGGUGGAGCAUUAUGCAUGGAACUACUCACAAAACAGGGCUGGAGCAGUGCCUAUUCAAUAGAAUCGGUCAUCAUGCAAAUCAAUGCCACCUUAGUCAAAGGCAAAGCCAGGGUGCAGUUUGGCGCAAAUAAGAAUCAAUAUAAUCUAGCAAGAGCCCAACAAUCCUAUAAUUCCAUUGUACAGAUACAUGAGAAAAAUGGCUGGUACACCCCUCCAAAGGAAGAUGGCUAAAUGUGUUGACUUUUGUAUGUUUGGACCAAUGUUGCUUUAAAGAAAAUCUUUCCAACAUGCAGACACAAGCUUUGAGUGCCCCUAUAACAGCAGUACCGAAGAUGUUAGCUAAUAGAUAUUUUAGUGGAUAAU